CCAAAGAAGGAAGAGACUGCCAGUUUACGAACAUAAACAAUUUUGACAGGGACAAUGCACACUGCCACCUUAGAACUGAAUAACCAUCAUUAUCCUCUCACACUUCUGCCCAACUGAGAUAGCUCUUAACACUCCCAACACUCUAUAUAUAGAGGGUGUGAGGCACUUCAAGUUUCAUCCCAGAGACGAGUGCUUUCUGUUUCUCUUUGUUCUUUUCUAAGUUUUCUCUCAGAGCAAGAAAAUGGUGGGGACUGAUCUCAGGCAGCAGCUCAGGAACUACAUCCAGUCCUCCCAUGAGCAGGGGAUAUUGGACGAGACUUUUGAUCGUGUGAAAAAUCUAGAAAGUGAUGGCAAUCCUCAAUUCCUUUCGGAGAUUUUCUCCAUGUUCUGCCAUGAUGCGGAAAAUGGCAUAGCUGAACUCGCCAGAUUUCUGGAUGAGCCUGUUAUAGACUAUGAAAAUGUGAGUGCUUUUGCUCACCAACUGAAGGGAAGUAGCUCGAGUGUUGGUGGUAAUCGGAUGGUCCUUGCCUGUUGUGAGCUUCGACAAGCUUGCAGCAACAAGACAAAGGAGGGAUGCUUUGAAGCCUUUGACAAGGUCAAACGCGAAUACUGCAUUCUACGCGACAAUCUGAAUUUCAUUGCUCAGAUGGAGAAGACUAUCCUUACCAACGAGGCUAGAAGGAGAAGCCAGUAGAGAGCUGGCCGGUUGCAUCUGCCCAAGACUAAGUAUCUUAUAAUAUAUGCUGUCCCUUAAGAAUUAAAUAAAUUCACUAUAAGUGAAUAUGGUUGUCUGUCUGUCUGUCUGAGAGUUGUUCAGAGACUUGUUCUGCAAUGUGUUUGAACAUCUCUACUGUCUGUUUCAGCUGUUGCUUAAGAAUAUAAAACUGCUACCUUUCUUAUUA
Messenger RNA from Carya illinoinensis, 902 nucleotides. Its product is annotated as histidine-containing phosphotransfer protein 2-like. Bases 242 to 694 code for a protein of 150 amino acids. Gene Ontology annotation, molecular function: histidine phosphotransfer kinase activity; protein histidine kinase binding. The transcript is spliced from 6 exons. Gene Ontology annotation, cellular component: nucleus; cytoplasm. Gene Ontology annotation, biological process: cytokinin-activated signaling pathway; phosphorelay signal transduction system; phosphorylation. The record is from RefSeq and is a predicted model, not a curated record. NCBI's taxonomy places the organism in Eukaryota, Viridiplantae, Streptophyta, Magnoliopsida, Fagales, Juglandaceae.